This is a messenger RNA of Gavia stellata (red-throated loon), 4939 nucleotides long. RefSeq names its product synaptotagmin binding cytoplasmic RNA interacting protein (gene SYNCRIP). The record is from RefSeq and is a predicted model, not a curated record. Gene Ontology annotation, biological process: CRD-mediated mRNA stabilization. Lineage: Eukaryota; Metazoa; Chordata; Aves; Gaviiformes; Gaviidae. Bases 47 to 1735 code for a protein of 562 amino acids. Gene Ontology annotation, cellular component: CRD-mediated mRNA stability complex; ribonucleoprotein complex; nucleus. The transcript has 12 exons. Gene Ontology annotation, molecular function: mRNA 5'-UTR binding.
CCCUUCGCACGGCGUUUCACCCCCGCAGCGACAGAUAUCUGGAAACAUGGCUACUGAACAUGUUAAUGGGAAUGGUACUGAAGAGCCCAUGGAUACUUCUGCUGCAGUUACCCAUUCUGAGCAUUUCCAGACAUUGCUUGAUGCUGGUUUACCACAGAAAGUUGCUGAAAAACUAGAUGAAAUUUACGUUGCAGGGCUAGUUGCACAUAGUGAUCUAGAUGAAAGAGCUAUUGAAGCUUUAAAGGAAUUUAAUGAAGAAGGUGCAUUGGCAGUGCUUCAGCAGUUUAAAGACAGUGAUCUCUCACAUGUUCAGAACAAAAGUGCCUUUUUAUGUGGAGUCAUGAAGACAUACAGGCAGAGGGAAAAACAGGGGACCAAGGUGGCAGAUUCUAGCAAAGGACCAGAUGAGGCAAAAAUUAAGGCACUCUUGGAGAGAACCGGCUACACUCUUGAUGUGACUACUGGACAGAGAAAGUAUGGUGGACCUCCUCCAGAGUCUGUAUAUUCAGGACAACAACCUUCUGUUGGUACAGAGAUAUUUGUGGGCAAGAUUCCAAGAGACUUGUUUGAAGAUGAACUUGUUCCAUUAUUUGAGAAAGCUGGCCCUAUAUGGGAUCUCCGCUUAAUGAUGGAUCCACUAACUGGUCUAAAUAGAGGAUAUGCUUUUGUCACUUUUUGUACUAAAGAGGCAGCUCAGGAAGCUGUUAAACUGUACAACAACCAUGAAAUUCGUUCUGGAAAACACAUCGGUGUAUGCAUCUCUGUUGCCAAUAAUAGGCUUUUUGUUGGUUCUAUUCCUAAAAGUAAAACCAAGGAGCAAAUUGUUGAAGAAUUUAGCAAAGUAACAGAGGGUCUUACAGAUGUCAUAUUGUAUCAUCAGCCUGAUGACAAGAAAAAGAACCGGGGUUUCUGUUUCCUUGAAUAUGAAGAUCACAAAACUGCUGCUCAGGCCAGACGUAGGUUAAUGAGUGGCAAAGUGAAAGUCUGGGGAAAUGUUGUUACAGUUGAAUGGGCUGACCCUAUAGAAGACCCAGAUCCUGAAGUCAUGGCAAAGGUAAAAGUUUUGUUUGUACGCAAUCUUGCCAAUACUGUAACAGAGGAGAUACUAGAAAAGGCCUUCAGUCAAUUUGGAAAGCUAGAGCGCGUGAAGAAGCUAAAAGACUAUGCUUUCAUUCAUUUUGAUGAACGGGAUGGUGCUGUAAAGGCAAUGGAAGAAAUGAAUGGCAAAGAUUUAGAGGGAGAAAACAUUGAAAUUGUUUUUGCUAAGCCACCAGAUCAAAAAAGGAAAGAACGGAAAGCUCAGAGACAAGCGGCUAAAAAUCAGAUGUAUGAUGAUUACUACUAUUACGGUCCACCUCAUAUGCCCCCUCCAACAAGAGGUCGAGGCCGAGGAGGUAGAGGUGGUUACGGAUAUCCCCCUGACUAUUACGGCUAUGAAGAUUAUUAUGAUUAUUAUGGCUAUGACUACCAUAACUAUCGUGGUGGAUAUGAAGAUCCUUACUAUGGUUAUGAAGAUUUUCAAGUUGGAGCUAGAGGAAGGGGUGGUAGAGGAGCAAGGGGUGCUGCUCCAUCCAGAGGUCGCGGGGCUGCUCCUCCCCGUGGCAGAGCCGGUUAUGCACAGAGAGGUGGUCCUGGAUCAGCAAGAGGCGUUCGUGGUGCGAGAGGAGGUGCCCAGCAACAAAGAGGCCGCGGGCAGGGAAAAGGGGUCGAGGCCGGUCCUGACCUGUUACAAUGAAGACUGACUUGCUAUGUGGGAUUACACCAGAAGCUUGCAGUGGAGUAAUGGUAAGGAUAUCAAGCAACCUUAAGUAUCUCAGCUGUAUAGGAGCAUAUUCUGUUGCAAAAGACCUUCCUGCGAAGAUCAUGGAUUCAAAUAUGGGACAUUUGAACUAAUACUUGGACUUUGAAAUGAAUUUCUUUAACAGUUUUCUCUGCAGUGCAAGUUAUUAAACUAAAGCUACUCUAUUUCCCCAAUGUGUUCAACAAAAUCCUUAACGUCUAGCAUGGUAUCUUAAUAAAGAAUAAAGUCGUUCUUUAAAAAAUCUGCUUUAAGUAGAUUUUUCCCCCAAGUUUUCUUACUUAAGGAUUCCAAAAGUGGUAUUCACAAAUUCUUGCAUUUAAAUUUUUAUUGCAGUGGUAUAGAUGAAUACCAUCAUUGGUAUCCUUAAAUUUUAUUUCUGCUCAUGAAGGUUAAUCAUGAUUGUCUAUAUAGUAAUCACUUAUGAAUUGUGUUCAGAUACAGCAGUUUCAGGUGUAAUCAUCAGAGCUGGUUAGUCAGGCAUUCCAGAUAGUGGUUCUUUUCAGAACCUUUUUUAAAGGGUUGGUUAACUACCUCAGUAGCAGAGGAUUGAACUAUACCCUGUCUGUACUGUACAUAGAAAAUCUUUGUAGAUAAAAGCAAGGCUUGUUUAAUAUGAUAUGAGGGUGAGAUUAUAAUAUACCAAAUGUAACAUUCUUAGUUGCCUUUAGUUCCAGAGGCUUUGUAAGACUUCCUCAUGACCAUCAUAACAGGCCUUGCUUUUGUCGUAUUUUGUGGCUGAAAAAGCAGCCUUGCUUCUUCAGAUAUUGUAGUUAUUUGGAUGUAUAAUAGUUUAGCAAGAUGUUACUUUUGUAAGACAUCAGAUGUUCAAAAAAAGUGCAUCAGCAACUUGUACUAAAUACUGCAGUGUCCCUUUAUAAAAGGUCAGACUAAAACUGACAACUGUACAGUGAAGCCUGACAUUUGGAUAUUUUGAAGUUUUUCAUAAAUCAUAGAAUAGUAUAUGGCUGUAGUUUAGCUUUUUAGGUAAAAGGUAUGUUUUCAUUAGUGCAUUUCUUCUUGCUGAUCACUGUAAAAACGUGUGGAUCAGCUUUCCAUUUCUCUUACGCAGAUCAUGAUAACCUGUAGAGUAGAGUAGAGUACAAUCAUUUGUGCUAUGUUUUUAAUUUUCUAAAGCACCUUGAUGACAGUGAGUGUUCAGUGGUGAAGCAUCCUCUAUUGAACCACCCUUAAAAAAGACAAAACAAAAACAAAAGAACCUUGCCAAGUCCAACUUCAUAUAGUUAAAAGAUAGGUAAAAUUACAACUUACUUUGGACUUGGCAUAAAGAGCUUCCCUUAACCCCCUGCCCAAAGGGAUACUGCAGUUAUACUACAUACCCAUAGGCACCACAAUGAAAAUUGAAGCUUAUACCUAAUUAAGGUUUUAUACACACCAGUUCCCCCAGUAAAUGCAAAUUUUAACAAAAUUAGACAUGUCAUAUGUUGAAAAUGCUCAUGGCAAACAAUCAUUUUGCAUUCCUGCAAAUAAAAUUGUUUUAUACUGUAAGCUGGAGGCGAGUGUAACUUAUUUUUGUAAUAAAGUUUUUAUUUUUUUUAUGUGUCAUUAAUAUAAAUGUGUGUUAGUACAGAGAUCUUCUGGUUAAAAACUUAGAAUCGCACACAUUUCAGUAUGUUUACUUGUAUUUACAUAAUUUUUAGAAUAGUGGUUGCCAAUAGCCUGUAUGUUUCACAUUAAUUGAUUUUUUUUUUGUUAUCUUAAUAAACCAUUUUAGUAUGUUGUAUGUCAAUUACUGGGAUAGCUGGGACAUGAAGUGUAAUUUAAAAUUGUCAAGUAUUCAUUGGAAUAUGUAAAUGUGCCUUGCCAGUUUUGAACUUUAAGACAAAGUAAGUGAAUGAUGGUGAAAUGAGUAGUCAAUCCGUAAGAGACAUUUGCUACCACAGUUUCAUAUAAUACUGCCCUUGCUAAAGAAAAGUAACUUUUUUCCUCAAAAUUGAGCAUAAAAGUAUACAGUUGCGUUAGCUUCUCAAUUUUCAAAUCUAGUUAUAGAGUAUUAGGCUUAUGGAAAGUGGGUUUGCUAAUUGUAGCCUUAAGUAUAAUUUUGAAUUUCAAUGUAAUCCUUGGUGCUGGCAUUCCCAGUGCCAAGGAGUUUAAAUGCUCCCUUCAAAGAGGUUGCCAUGCCUACUGGCACUUUUACUGUCAUACGGUUUUAUAAAGGAACACUGUCAAGAUGUGGAAACCAGUUUUCAACUUGCUAUAAAAUGAAAACACUGGGGGCUGUAGGAGAGGGGAAGUCCUCAGAUUUCUUAAUCUUGAAAUCUCUCCAUUGCUGAAAAAUUUAAAACACUUGUGGGAUCACAAGUGCUAGUGACUAGUUCUUAGUCUGGAAAUGUGUCAGGGGGGAUGACAAUAUAUUUUUGGAAUUAUGACAGUUCACAGAAGUGCAUAAAAACAUUGCUAUUAAGGCACUAUAUGUGUUGAAAUUGUGGAUCACAUCCUUAAUUUCAGCUCUGAUAAAAGCAUGGGGGACUAUUGUUUUUUAAAAAAAAAAGGCAAAAUUGACAGGGAAGUGUUUGUUUUUAAUGGAAUGCAAGCAAUGGUGAGUGAGCAAAAUACCAAGAUCUUGACAGUGUUCCCCCUAAUUAUGAACUCAAGCCAUUAUAACUUUUAAAAUUAAAUAUGAUUUGCACUGUUCUGAUAUUGGUGCAGUUUUUUAGCAGAAUGAUCAGAAAACUAAAUUGCAUGUGGUGAUUAAUAUUGUGGAAAAAAAACCUAAAAUCAAAAAAUGUUAUUUUCAAAGCUUUAAAUUUGAUUGUGUAAAGAAAAAACGUUCAUUAUUAAGUAUGGAAUACUGGUGAGAAUGGGCAAGUGCAUAUAUACAACAUCAGCUUGGUUGCACUUGGGUGUUGGUAAACUUGAAAUGUUCUACAGCAAUAAUGCAUCUCGUACGGGGUGCUUUGGUGACAAAUGGACAUAAACCACACAGUUCUUUUUGGAAUGUUGAAGGCAAGUGUUGACUUAAUGUAUUAUGCUGCCUCUGUUUAUGCUCAUAGGAGGCUUUCUUUACUGAAACACCUGCAAGGGUUUGAGUAUAAGCUAGCAUAGCUCCACAUUGGUUUGUCAUGUGUUCCUAAAUUUGAAGCCUAGUUGAAUUUAAUAAGAAAUUGGAAACUGCUGCUG